ACAUCUAAAGGACUCCAGACCGACGGGAAACUGAGAUCAACAGAACCAACAGAGUAACUUCACUACAGCCGCCUGUGAAAGACCGGAAUUGAAUGCUGUUAUUCAGAGGUGCCGAAUUGUUUGGAUUUCUCUGGGCAGACAGCCUUGACCGCUAAAGUUGCCAGAGCAAUUUAAAAAGGAAUAGGCGGGUAUUAAAGUUCAGUGACAACAAAUUGUGUAGUUUAAACGAAUGUACUUGUUUUUAUAAGCUAUACUGAAGAUACAGUGGAAUUACUGUGUGGAGUUCUUACAGGGGCUUCGGUGCCCAGGACAGCCGGACGCACCACAGCUUUACGCAGUUACCGGAGGGCAGCAGGAGUCAUCGUAUUACUUUUGUGAAUCACUCCCGUCUGCCCCUUCUGAGAACCGCUGGUGACAACAAGCCGGUGUGAACAUGCUACAAAAUGGAAACGGAAAGGAGCAACCGCUGCAAGCGCCGAUGGCGGAGGCAGAGCCGGACUCCCCGACUAACGAGCCCCAACAGCAGCAGCAACAGCCAGAUCUCUCAGCUGCUGACAGAAAGGACGCGAACACUGAGUCCGCUCACUUCCCCAUGCCCGUUUACCCAAAAGUGGAGAUAAAACGCAACGCGGUGACGGACGAUUACAAAAUCUCCAGUCAGGUUCUGGGCUUAGGGAUCAAUGGCAAAGUCCUCCAGUGCUUCAGUAAGAAGACAGGGGAGAAGUGCGCACUGAAGAUUCUGUACGACAGCCCCAAGGCGAGACGAGAAGUGGAGCUUCACUGGCGAGUAUCAGGAGGACCGUACAUCGUUCGCAUCCUCAACUUGUACGAAAACAUGCAUCAUGGGAAAAAAUGCCUGCUCAUCGUCAUGGAGUGCAUGGAGGGAGGAGAGCUGUUCAGCCGAAUCCAGGUCAGAGGAGACCAGGCCUUCACUGAGAAAGAGGCAUCUGAGAUUAUGAGGGACAUUGGCACGGCCAUCGAGUUUCUCCACAACAUUAACAUCGCACACAGAGACAUCAAGCCAGAGAACCUGCUGUACACCACUAAAGAGAGAAACGGGGUCCUCAAGCUGACAGACUUUGGUUUUGCUAAGGAGACCACGCUACACAACCCGCUACAGACCCCCUGUUAUACACCGUACUAUGUGGCUCCUGAGGUUUUGGGUCCGGAGAAAUAUGACAAGUCAUGUGACAUGUGGUCUCUGGGCGUCAUCAUGUACAUCCUCUUGUGUGGCUUUCCUCCAUUUUACUCCAACACGGGCCAGGCCAUUUCACCGGGGAUGAAGAGGAGGAUCAGGAUGGGCCAGUACGAGUUCCCCAACCCAGAGUGGGCUGAGGUGUCCCAGGAAGCAAAAGAUCUGAUCCACCAGCUCCUGAAGACAGACCCUAAUGAGAGAAUGACCAUCACUCAGUUUAUGAAUCACCCCUGGAUCAAUCAGUCCAUGGUGGUUCCCUCCACUCCGCUCCACACAACCCGGGUCCUGACUGAAGACAGAGAGAUGUGGGAGGAUUUGAAGGAAGAGUUGACCAGCGCUUUAGCAACUAUGCGUGUGGACUACGACCAGGUGAAGAUCAAGGAUCUCGACACUUCGAGCAACCCCCUGCUCAACAAGAGGCGUAAGAAGGCUGCUGCUGGGGCCAAGAGCGGGUCCACCGUCUGUCAGAGUCAGUGAGACACACACGACCAUCGGUGGAAAAUCCAAACACAACAGCCAACGGUGGAGAAAAGCAGCUCAGAAGAGGAGAGGAGGAAAAAGAGAUCAUUUAGAGAGCUGCUUGGGACUCUUGAGAAACUGGAUGUGGAGGGCAUGUUCUCUGAAAUAAAGGGACAACAUAGGAACAACAGCAACAUCAAAAGUGAACAUUUAUAGGACAUAUCAAGACAUGAUAUCGCCCGUGCUGCCUGCCUGAGGUGGAAAUCAACAGCUCUGCUCACUGCAGGUCCAUCUGUUUGUAAUUGUUUUAUGUAUGUAUGUAAUUUUUAGAGCCUGGCUGCAGACAUCAAGUGUCAUCAAGUAUUUGUAGAGAUAAUAUUUUGUGUAUUUGAAUGCUGGGUUGCCUGUUUGAGGUAUCAUUUGUAACUAUGCACUUGUGCAGACCACACACACAGACAGACAAACCAACUGUGGACAGACUGUGAAACUAGAACACUCAAUAUUAACUGUGUUGUCUUAAUAUUGUCUGUCUUUUGCUGUUUCCUUUCAGGGAUUAAAACAAAGUCUGACACUGACUGUCUUGUCAAUAAAAUGGAGCCUCGAUAAUGACGUA
Molecule: messenger RNA, 2267 nt
Organism: Seriola aureovittata
Lineage: Eukaryota; Metazoa; Chordata; Actinopteri; Carangiformes; Carangidae
Gene: mapkapk3
Product: MAPK activated protein kinase 3
Exons: 10
Coding region: 434-1672 (412 amino acids)
Biological process (GO): toll-like receptor signaling pathway; peptidyl-serine phosphorylation; protein autophosphorylation
Cellular component (GO): nucleus; cytoplasm
Molecular function (GO): calcium-dependent protein serine/threonine kinase activity; calcium/calmodulin-dependent protein kinase activity; calmodulin binding
Source: RefSeq, a predicted model, not a curated record